Messenger RNA from Diachasmimorpha longicaudata, 5971 nucleotides. It is a transcript of the gene pns, whose product is annotated as DENN domain-containing protein 5B. The transcript has 10 exons. Gene Ontology annotation, molecular function: guanyl-nucleotide exchange factor activity; small GTPase binding. The coding region runs from base 341 to 4381 and encodes 1346 amino acids. Lineage: Eukaryota; Metazoa; Arthropoda; Insecta; Hymenoptera; Braconidae. The record is from RefSeq and is a predicted model, not a curated record.
UCCUCCUCGUGGUCAAUUGAUCUAUUUUUCAGACCAGAUUGAACGCGUGGUGUAUUUGUGUGGGUCCCCAGUCCCCCCUGCAGCCAACUUCGCGCGCCUCUACCAGUAAAGAUCAAUUAUUUGCAGCAGUACGAGAUAUGCCCUGUUUGAGUCAACAUCAACCACCAUCAGCUGUUGUUUCACUCGUCCACACGUGAAAUGACAGUUAUUAAAAAAUACUGAAAAAUGUGGCUAAAUGUGUCACCAACAGAGCGUCACAUCUGAAACAGUGUUGUUCGAGUUGCAAAUAUUCAUGUGUUUGGUGAAGUUUUAUUGAGUUAUUUUUUUUUCAACUGAUAAAAUGAACGGAAGCCUGGGGCUGCUUCGCGGUGGUCCUGAUCAACAUCCAACGAGAUUUGCGGAUUAUUUUGUCAUCUGUGGAUUGGACAAGGACUCUGGACUCGAGCCAGACAAGUAUUUUGGAGAUUCGCUGCAAUGUACGCCCUUGGACAGGGCUUACAAGAGCAAAGUUCUUGGACACUACCCGGACAGUGUGCCCUGGAAUCCAUUCGAUGAGCAUGCAGUAUGCAUGCUCUGCCUCCCCAGCGGUUUGCGCUUUCGCACCCAAAAGCACUCAGUGGAGCCAUCAUUUCACUCCUUCGUCCUGACAAAGGAAGAUGGCAGGCGAACGUACGGUUUCAGCCUGGUCUUCUACGAGGAAUGCCGAAACCGUAAGAUCUGCGCUGCCAUGCAGACCCUCCAAGCGAUGUUCAUAACUGAGCUCAGCAGCGGUCAGAAUGGCACUCCACCCGCUCCAAGACGUGGUCAAGAAGCUCAUAACACGCGCUCACUCCCCCGUCACUUCAAACUUUCGGCUCACUCGCCAGGAGCAGCUCUCGCCUACUACGACUCAACCAAAGACAAACUUCUCGUAACAAAAUCAAUCUCCUUGAUAUGCCAGCAGCCUUACUUGAACGCAGCCAAAACCUUCCUCACGAAUCUCUACAAAUGUGUUCCACGUCAUCCAGGUCCUGGUCUUAGUCUGGAGUCGUAUGUGUACAACUUGUUGUACAAUGUACCCGUCCCACUGCCAGGCAAAUCCCUGAAGUUCUUCGUACCAAACGACGAGCCAGCGAAAUCACCCCUAGAGCUCUUUCUCCUGUACCCAAAUCUCAGCACAGAUCUCCCUCUCCUGGACUACUCCAUCAAGGACAUGUUCACGUGGCUGGGACCUGAGUGCGUUCUUCAGCUGUUCACGUGCGUCCUCCUGGAGAAUCAAGUUCUCUUGAGGAGCACAGAUUUUCACAAACUUAUGGUAGUCGCCGAAUGCAUAACAGCACUACUCUUUCCCUUCUCCUGGCAGCAUGUCUAUGUGCCAAUUCUACCAGUAAGCCUCCAUCAUUUUCUCGAUGCACCAGUACCUUUCAUAAUGGGCCUUCAUGCACAGACCGAGGGCAGUCAUCUAAAAAUAGCCAGCGAAGCGAAUCUCUGUUACGUUGAUAUCGACAAACAGACGAGUCAAUUCCCGGAGGAAUUGCCAGUUUUUCCGAGAAAGAUGCAGUUCCUCGCGGAGAUAAGGACACUAUUGAAUAAGUACAAAGUACCACACAAUGAUAAGACUGAGAGUAUGGUAAUUAAUUACUUGAGUGGUGAUAUCAUGACAAGUAGUUUGACACUUCCACCUGGCUCUGGUUUUCAUAUACCCAGAAGAAAACAUUCGCUUCAUGAUGUGCUUGACUGGGACAGGGAUGAGAUUGCACCGAAUUCUGAUGCACUACAGAGGAUUGUGGACAUUGUGAAGAGAACGGGUAUCAGUCUGGAUGAUAUUGAUUCAGUGGAGAACAUGACUAAGGAUAAGGACAAGGUGUUGAGCCCCCAGGAGGAAUACAGGGAGACAUUGAUCUUCAAUAAUGCUGUGAGGGAGAUUUUUCUGAAUCGAUUUGUUCAUCUGUUCUCGGGGUACGAUCACUUUGUCAUUCAUCCCAGUCAGGACAAGGACGAGUGGAUGAACAAUCGGGACAGUAUGCAUGUCUUUGAUAAGGCCACCUUCUUGUCUGAUCAACCUGCACAGCAUCUGCCCUUUCUGUCGAGGUUUUUAGAGACGCAGAUGUUCGCGUCACUUGUGGAUAAUAAAGUUAUGUCCUCGUGGAAUGAACUAGAUUGCAAUAUCAAAGUGUUCGAUCAGAGGAUCUCGCAGAUAAAGAAAAAAGGAGGCGAAGGAAUUCUGAGGACAACAACCUACGAAGUGACGACUACGGUAGGAGAGACUCAAAAGCUAUUGGAGCAUAAACUGAAUAACGUGGAUUUCGAAGCAACUCCUCCAACGGAGAUCGUACCUCAUCGAGCUGCAUACUUUAGGAGUUUUCCAUUGCUGGACGCAACGGCGCUCAAUAAGGAGCCGGCUCAGAGUAGAAAAGGCCAAACUCAGUGGAAAUACAAGAUGAAAUCGAUCGAGACGAAUGGCAAACCACCCACGGCCCCCCACCAGGAGACCCAAUCCCCAAGACCGCAGACGAAAUUGUCGGCAGACAUGAGUCCAGCACUGAUUGCCCAAGCAAAUUGGACAUUUGUCGAAAAAUUGCUCAAGGACUGCAAGUCAAAAACCAAGAGAAUGCUGGUGGAGAAGAUGGGGUCUGAGGCAGUGGCACUUGGUCAUGGAACUGAAUCCCUCGUAGAUGUCGAGGAGAAUACACUCGUUGCUAGUCUCUGUGAUUUACUCGAGAGGGUUUGGAGUCAUGGACUCCAGAACAAACAGGGAAAGAGUGCACUCUGGACACAUUUGUCGAUGUACCAGGAACUCGAGGAGUGUAAUGACUCGGCUAAGUCCAUUGAUCCGCACUUUUUAUCACCUGCACCGAAAACAUCUUCCAAUAAAACGCCGACUAAAGCGUACAGCUUAAGGGACCGACUGGUAUCAACGAUUAAAACGAGAAAUAUUUACGAAAUAGCUUCCUAUAUCAAGGAAAAUCUUAAUGAUCUAUCAAAUCUGGCUUUGGAGACAGACGUGUCACCCACUCGGGGAGGCAGUGACCGGCGUUCCACCGGUGAGAGAAAAUCCAUUGGCCCUGAACAUCUCCGUCCACUGCCGGACUCUCUGACCUUCGACAUUCGAAAUAUCCAAGCCAUGACUGAGAUUAAAACGCACAUUGGAUAUGCACGUGCCUGGGUUCGUCUCGCUCUUGAAAAAAAAUUGCUAUCGCGACAUCUGAAGACCCUGUUAUCGGACACAGCGCUGCUUAGAAGUCAAUACAAACGUUCUGCAUUUCUCCGCUGUGAAGAAGAGAAGGAGCAAUUUCUGUAUCAUCUCCUGACGUUGAACGCAGUCGAUUACUUCUGCUUCACAAAUAACUACCCAACGACGAAGCUCCCCUACCGAGUGGUGAUAUUUCCAAGCAGAAAGGCAAGUGCUGCGACGACAUCUGCCAACAGUUGGGUGGCGAUGUCGGGAACGCUGUGCGAGACAAACCCAGUGCCAAUUCCCAAGGGCGCCCUUGAGUUUGUUUUUCAUCAUAAGAACCUGGGGGUGCUCUCCACUCUUCGAAUAGGACACGACAACACCGGGCUAUCGCCCAAAUGGAUGGUGGAGCAUGUGGUGGUGAGGAACGAGGUGACAGGUCACACUUUCAAGUUCCCCUGUGGUCGUUGGUUGGGUCGAGGGAUCGACGAUGGGUCGACUGAAAGGCUUCUGGUAGGUGCACUGGUACCCAGGAGCAUAGACAGUGAUGAGCUUGUCGAGACAUGCUCAACACCUCCUAGAUGUCGAUCUCCAAGCAUUCCAAGGCGUCCAACUCUGUCACCUGAUGAGCUCCAACACAUGCUCGGCGAGGCUGUCAAUGCAAUCGUCAAGUUUCAUUACAGGAGAGACCCUCAGGACGGCUCUCUCACUGCUCUCCUGUGUGGAGAGGGUGGACUGGUGCCCUCUCUGGAGCAGACCUUUCUGUAUGGCUUCAAAAACCAGCGGAUUUUCGGAAGGAAUUUUUAUGUCUGGGAUUAUCUGCUGAGAGUUAAGGAGAACUUUGAAAUGUCUCUCCUGGAGGAAAUGGAUGAGUACUCGAAGAGAAUCAACAGGGACAGGAGGCUUCAUCAUGCUGAGAACAAUCAGAGGUUCACUAUUCUCAGGUGCUAUUGCCAUUUGAUUGAUCAGAUCAAUACGUUCAGUCAGACACUGGGGAAAGAUGGAAAGUUUCAACUGUUUAUUUGUCUGUCUGCUAGGGAACAACUGCUCCAUCCAAUGCUUCGCCCAAUGAGUGAAGCUCGUUCAACAGCCGAAAUGUAUGAGGAAACGUCGUUCCUGAGGAACCCAAGUCUCUUGCACUUCGUCAUUCACAUUUUGGAGCCUCUAAGUGAAUUUCACAUUGUUCUUGAAAAGAGUCUGACUCAUGGAAUCUCGAGUAUAUGUUAAAGUUUGUACAAUAAUCAUCUCACCUAGUUUAACGUGAUUUUUAACGAGUUACCUGAUGAAAUAACUCGGGUUAACGAGAUUAACUCGAGUCAUGAGAUUCUUGCCGCAUUUUUCGAUGAGUUGGAGCGAAAAUGUUGUCUUAGAGAAAUGAGAAAUUAAAUGUUUGUAGAUGAGGUUGAAAUUGUAGUUUCUUAUAAAUUGUAUGAGAGUUGUGGUGAAAGAUUUCGUGAAUUUUUUAAAUUCAUUAUUUAACUGUUGAGUCUCAAGAGCAGAAAUGGUAGAGAUUGUUCGAGCUAUUCCAUUAACAAUUCUCCACCACAACCCUCGCAAAUAUACAAAGACGUAUAAAUUCUACCAAAGAUAUUUAUAAUGCUAUUAUUCCAUUAAUUGUUAGAACUUGUUUCAAUCGUUUCUAUUUAGUUUUUUCAUUGUCAAAAAUCUCAUUUGUGAUUUAUCAUGGUUCGUAUGACAUUACAUGAUAUUUUUUGUGCUUCUAUGUUAAUGUACAUAUGUACGUUAUGUGAAAUUUAAGCAAUCACUUGAUUUUUAAUUUUUCAUUGCCUCAAAAAAUUGGUAAUGUUACUUUUCAGUCGUUUUAAAAUCAAUUUAUUCUGUGAUGUACCAUCCUCGAGAAUUUCAUUCAUCAUAAUGUCUAAUACCUUUAAUUUCUCUCUCGUAAUUGAAGUGUUCAAUCGACAAAUACUAAAUACCUCUCGAAUAUUUAUUAUCGAUAAAGACAAAAACGAUGAAAUAAUGAAAUUUUUAUCUGCCAUACUACGUGACUUUUUUUUCUUUUUAAAUGUACUAGUGAGAGUUAGAUUGUAAUGCAAUUACUGAGUUGCGUGUCGUAGGUUUAUAACAGAGAAAUUAUUUCACUAGGGUGGAAUAGUAGAAUUGGAGAAGUCAGUUGAGCAAGUUAUUGAUGAAUAUCUUCAAAUCCAGAAGAGAUUGAACAAGUUUUUGGAAAAUGAGUUGUAAAUAAAAAAGAAGACGUGAAACCCUCGAUAUCUCUUCUACUCAACAAUUUUACUCGCUAGUUUUUAGUUCAAUCGGUAAUUCCGAUUUUAAUUGACUUCUCGACGAACAGAUGAAUUCACUCAGCAACCCAAAGAAAUACGAUUACUCAAAGAGAUGAAGACCCUCCAAGUCAUCAAAACAAUAAUUAGACCAAAGUAAAGCUAUUGUUUAGAUCUCCAGCGAAACCAUGUCACUAGUUGCUUCAAAUGUAUAUAAAUACUGCAGACAGAUUACUAGAAUAAGCGGUGCGCACACCCUCCAAAGCUGAAUGUUCCAGAAGUAUGGAAUGCCAAAUAAUAAUGAAGAAAUUAUAUAUGCCCUAUCUGAAUAAAUCCUCGUCCAUUCGAUAAAUCAUUCAGGACCAAACAAGAAAAUUUUCAAUCACCCAAAUUGACUCGCCGUUCCACUAUCAUUAUAGAAUGUACAUAAAUAAAAUCUCAGAUAUUUGAAGUUGAUGUAACCAUUUCGGAGGAUAAAGACGUAUUGUGUUAUGUAUAUAUAAGAAUUUAAUAUGUAAGUACCUAUUGUACAGUCAAAAUAUACCAGAAAUAAAUGAUGAAUUGAAAACGGGUA